Mauremys mutica (yellowpond turtle) is the source of this 1293-nucleotide messenger RNA. RefSeq names its product C-type lectin domain family 4 member F-like. Bases 142 to 1032 code for a protein of 296 amino acids. Gene Ontology annotation, molecular function: carbohydrate binding. NCBI's taxonomy places the organism in Eukaryota, Metazoa, Chordata, Testudines, Geoemydidae. Gene Ontology annotation, biological process: biological process involved in interspecies interaction between organisms. The transcript has 7 exons. Gene Ontology annotation, cellular component: external side of plasma membrane. The record is from RefSeq and is a predicted model, not a curated record.
UCCACACCACCCCAUCCUUUGUCCCUCACCUCCCUGCCCCUCCCCCAGGGCUGCUGUCAGAGGGAGGCUCUAACCCAGCAGGCUGCAGAAAGGACCCACAGGCCAGUGAUCAGGGGCUCGGCUCAGCGCGAAGGCAGGACAAUGGCGGAUGAGGAUAUCUAUGAGAACAUGCCGAUGACAGAAGCUGCUCCCCAGCCCAAAGGAAACCCUUCCAAGACAUCGGUCCCUUGGCAGCACAGGGCGCGGGGCAUCGUCUCUGCUGUCCUUCUCCUCCUGGGUCUGGCCCUGGCCACGUCCCUCCUUGCUGUGACACUUCUAUAUCUCCGGGGACAGAGCAAGCUGCAAGCGGUUGAAGAAGCGGUGCAGAAGCUCCAAGUCUCUCUGCAGCCUGACGACGCCUCGGAUGCAUCAGCAAAGGGAUCGGACAGUCUGCAGCUAUUGGAUGAAGCGCAGGCAGGAGUCCGGCUGCUGAAAGCCCAGCUGGGUAACGUCAAUGCAGCGUAUGGAGAAAUCCAGAUCCGUCUGGACAGCGUCAGUGCAGCAUAUGCAGAAAUCCAGAUCCGUCUGGACAACAGUGCAGCGCAAGCAGCAGUGCAAGGUCGCUGCUGUGACAUGCUGAAAACGGGGUUAUCCGGAUGCUGGAGGUUUUACGGUGGGAACCUGUAUUACUUUUCACAAGGAAAAAUGUCAUGGGACAAAGCCGAGCAGUACUGUGUGUCUUGGAACUCACACCUGACCUCUGUAUCCUCCCAGGCGGAACAGGAGUUUCUCUCCAGCGAGACCAAGGGACAAGAUCACUGGAUUGGACUCACCGACCGGGAGACAGAAGGCAGCUGGCGCUGGGCGGAUGGCACAGAAUACAGAGCAGACGCAAGCAGGGGGUUCUGGGCGGAGAAUGAGCCAAACAAUCACGAUCCAAAGAACGAUGGUGGAGAAGACUGUGUUCUCACCGACCCAGGAAACCGGAAUUUGUGGAAUGAUUACAAGUGCACUCAGCCUUUCAGGUGGAUUUGUAAGCGGGCCCAUGGAUAGGCUGGGCUGUGACAUGCAUGUCCCAGCUCCUCAGAAAGUGCCUUAAUUUCCAAGCUAUGGAGCAUGUUUUCCAGUCACCUGCCGAUGAGGAGCCCUGGGCACUGGAGGGGGCCACAUGGGAUGUGCAUCGCAGGGACGCUUUGUCUUGCUGUGAUAUUUCUGGCUUUAGCAGCGACAGCUGCCCUUAUGCUGCUCAGUGUGGCUGGCUCUGUAAUUUGUAUGUUUCCAGGUCUAUCGCUUAAUAAAAUCCUUGGAUCGUGG